UCCCAGAACGACACCCUAUUGACGGACGGGACGGCCAGCUAUUCAAAGUCCUUCGACGCGUCCCAUCUGUUGUUGCAGUUGUCGUUAGUAAUCGCCGACAAAGAGGUGCUUCGUAUGGACCUGUCCUACAAUACCAACGGAGCGCUCAUCCAAUCGAAGACAUUUAUGCGCCAUUUGGGCGCCGGUAAAGUGCGGGUCCAGAACUACACCUACGACGCCGACCAACAGUUGGUGGAAGUGAUGGGAAGGGAUCACUGGAAGUUCUCCUACGACGACAACACCAAUCUGGCGACAAUGCAAUACAUGGGUAAUCGCAUUGACAUACUCUACGACAGCAGCGACCGUAUUGUCAGUUUUGGCGAAACCCCGUACGUGACGGACGCCAACGGGUUUGUGGUCCAGAGGGGCGAAGAGAGGUUCACAUAUAACCCGUUGGGACAGUUGAUGCGCGCCCACCGGCCCUCCCGUUAUGAUGUCAACUAUAUGUACGACUCUCGGGGCCGGCUGUCUGUCCGCAAAGACAGCUACAACAAUGUCACUCAGUAUUUCUACGGCGAUCUCUUGCGGCCACAUCUGGUCACACAUAUGUUCAACAACGCCGACGGACGCGUCACCACUAUUAUAUACGAUGACCAAAAUGUGCCACUCAUGACACAGGUAAAUCAUGAAGUCUUCUACAUAGCGUGCGAUCAAAUCCGAAGUCCACUACUAGUGCUCGACCACAGGGGAGAAGUGGUAAAGGAGGUGCAUAGGGGGCCAUACGGUCACGUGCUCUUCGAC
Messenger RNA from Medioppia subpectinata, 780 nucleotides. NCBI's taxonomy places the organism in Eukaryota, Metazoa, Arthropoda, Arachnida, Sarcoptiformes, Oppiidae. The record is from the annotation of a GenBank genome assembly.